Scheffersomyces amazonensis is the source of this 1420-nucleotide messenger RNA. RefSeq lists its product as uncharacterized. The record is from RefSeq and is a predicted model, not a curated record. The transcript has a single exon. The coding region runs from base 186 to 1334 and encodes 382 amino acids. NCBI's taxonomy places the organism in Eukaryota, Fungi, Ascomycota, Pichiomycetes, Serinales, Debaryomycetaceae. Gene Ontology annotation, cellular component: mitochondrion.
AUUUUACAUAUAAAUAUUACACUACUGGUUAAUUCAAUUUGUGUAUACCUCCUAAUUUAUUAUUUAUUAAUUAUUAUUUAUUUAUUAUUAUUAUACUACAUACACCCCAAAUACAUAUAUUUAUCAUUAAUUUAUUAAUUUAUUCAUUCAUUCAUUAAGUAUACUCAAUUAUAAUAUACCAAAUUAUGAUAAGGCAUGGGAGCAAAUUACUAAAAGUGCACAGUUAUUAUCAUUACGAAAGACGAAUACUCAAUACAAAACAACUUGUUACUCGACUAACAGGGUCCAAUGUAGUAAUUCAUCGAACAUUUUCAACUAAUAAUGCAUGGUUGUGUAAUAGGCAGAAGUCAUCACAUGAGAAGAAGUAUGAUAAUUCUCAGUAUAUAAAUAGUCCAUUACUGGAUAUAUCGAAGGAGGGCUUGAAUCAAUCCCCAAAUGGUGGUGUAUAUGUUCCAGAAGAAGUGCAACCAGAGACAUCAGGAGCAUCAGGAUCAGAAGCACCAGAAGCAUCAGAAUCAUCAGAAGUAUCAGAAGCUGCGCAUGCAGAUAUUACAGCUAAUAAUAUAGAGAAUCCUAUUUCUACAACUAAUAAUGAAACUACCAGUAAAGAAGAAGAUAAUUCCUCCUUAUCAUUUGGUUCUAGUGAUUUCUUAACCACCAUCUUUGAUGAUAUGGAACCGUUUAUGGACACAUACCAAGUCUACGAAGAAUUACUUCAAGCAGGGUUUACACCAUCACAAGCCGAUGAAAUUAUUAAUUUAGUCAUAGUUCAAUUGAAUUCUAAAUUAUCUAAAUUAUCAUCAAAAUAUAGUCAAGUUUAUGAAUUAGAGAAUGAACGAUAUUUAUUUGAAAGUGCACAACAAGAAUUAAGAGUUGAUGUUACCAGAUCACGAGAGCAGCAUAUAAAUGAAUUAAUUACACUUACUAAUGUCUUAGAAAGAGAUUUUAGUAUUAUAUCAGAUGAAUUAAAUAAUGAUUUCUUACAAAUGAAGAAUGAUAAUCAAGUUGCAAUAAAUGAUCAAAAAUCAGAAAACACUUUGCUGUCAAAGAAAAUUAUUCUUAGAAUUCAAGAAACAAAUCAUAAAAUUACUACAGAAUUAAAUUCAGCCAUGAGAUCAGAAAUUGAAUCUCUCCGAUGGAAUUUAUCGCGAUGGGGGUUAAUUGCUAUUUUAAUUACUAUAUUUUCUGGCUGUGCAGCAUUUUAUGGUCAAAAGGCUAGACAUGCCAAGCAUGAGAGUAUGAAUUCUGAAUUUGUACCUUUGGUAAUUUAUGAGCCAAGUGAAUAUGAUGAGGAUGAUUAUCAUACUGAUUUGGAUAAGACGGUUAUAGAAUAAUAAUAUUUAGGUUAUAUAUGAAUUAAAUGCUCUGAUAUAUGGUAGGCACAAAAAAAGUGUUAGUACUCAAUAAAAUUUAUGCGUAG